Molecule: messenger RNA, 2430 nt
Organism: Planococcus citri (citrus mealybug)
Lineage: Eukaryota; Metazoa; Arthropoda; Insecta; Hemiptera; Pseudococcidae
Gene: Afti
Product: aftiphilin
Exons: 8
Coding region: 402-2366 (654 amino acids)
Biological process (GO): intracellular transport
Cellular component (GO): AP-1 adaptor complex; trans-Golgi network membrane
Molecular function (GO): clathrin binding
Source: RefSeq, a predicted model, not a curated record
UUUGGGACAAAAAUUUGAUAAAAAAUUUCGGAAUUCAGAUUUUCCGAAGGAUUUUUCCAAUUUCUUUCUAUUUUGAAGGUAUAAUUAAACUUGAAAUAAUAAUAUUCUCGCGCAAAUUGUUCAUUUCAAUGUAAUUCAAUGGUUUUUUGAAAAUGUGAAUUGUGAAACAUUCGUUAGUUGAGCAUUUUUACGUUAUCAGCCAUCAGGAAUUCAAACUUAUCGGAUAUUUUGCUAAAAAUGAAGUCAAAUAUUUGAAAAAUAUAGCAAGGUGUGGUUUAAAACAUAUUUCUAUUCAUCUGAGAAAGUCCGUCUCGCUGAAUGUACAGAAACUACCUAUGAAUCUAAAUACAUUGUGAUGAUAUAUACUCCUUUUGGUGUCAUAUUGAUCGAUAAUAUUCAACAUGGCCAAUGGUAUUCCUCCUUUUUUACCAGCGACGCCUCCGCCUAUGUGCAAUUUGGAUUAUUCCGACGACGACGACGAUGAUGAUUUUGGAGAAUUCUCAGAUGCUGCUAAAAAUGGUUACUUAGAUGAUGUUUCAGUUACCAAAUCCCUUGGUAACGAAGAAGUGAACAACGCAACCCAAAUUUUUGACCCUGGAACCAGUUAUAAAGCUGCGAUUAUAAAUGAUACUUCGAUUCGUGAUGAUGAGUUCUCGUUCGGAGAUUUCGUUCAUCAAGAUAUCCCUGUAACUGUUCCAGUCGAGAAUGAAUCCAAUUUCGAGGAUAAAAUUAGUGAAAGUGUUCCCAUUGAUGACUCGAAUCACAUUGAUAUUCGAAAUGAUGACGAGAAGAGUGAAUUAAAUUGCGAGCCUGUUAUCGAAUUACAUCAAAAUGAUUCUCGAGUAUCGUUGAAUGACGAUGACAGCAGUAUCGAAGAUUCUACGAGUGACAAUUGUAAUAACGAUGUACUGGAGAAUGAAACAAAAAUUGAAUUUAGUACCGAUGGUAAUACUCUUGAAAAAAAUCAUAUCGCAGACAAUAUCACCGAAAUCGAGCCCGAGUUACCCCUCGAUUCACAACUCAGCAUUCCCGAAGAAAGUUCGACAGUUGAAGAUGAUUUUAGCGCAUUUUGUAGCGUUUCCGAGCCGAAAGAAACAUUAAUAAAUGGUACCAAUUCGGAACAAUCAGAGUUAAAAUUACAAAGAGCGUUCUCUGAAGAUAGCGACGACAGUAAUACUCCGGAUAUCGACUUCAGUUGCUUUAUAACUUGUCCACAAAAUCUCGACAGCCAACAGAAUAAUAAUGAUUUCGCAGAUUUCGAAAGUAAUACGUGUGAUGAUGAUUUUGGAGACUUUGCUGAGCCUGUCAAAGUAGAUUUUACAAUUCCACCUUCUACUUCUACGGUACAAUUUAACGAAAAUAUUGAAACCAAAAACGAUUCGAGUUUAGAAGUCAAAUCUGCUGCUCAAGUUACCAACAUCCAAUCAGAUAAUUUUUCUGAAGAUCCGCUGGAUGAUGAUUUCGAUGAUUUUGUCUCCACUACUGUACCAUCUGCGAUGGAAAACGCACAGAGUACUAAUACUGAACAAAUUGGCUUCUUCGAUCAAUCCAAAUCUUUGAAACAGAGUGAAUCAGAGCUGAAUAGUUCUCAGAUCAACGUGAAUCAAACAACUAUCAACCCAGUGGCUUCUACUUCAUCGAGUCAGGACUUGGAAAAAAUGUACGAUCUUAGUAGCGAAUGUUGGAAUGAAAUUUUUCAAGUUUCUGGCGAGAAACAAAUCGAAGUUAAUUUGAACACAUUCGAAGGUAAAUUAAACGGCAGCUGUGUAUGGUGCAAAAUCAAAGAUAUUGAAGCUAGUCCCGCAUUAAGUUACAAUUGGAAUGAUUCGGAAACUCAAAAAGUAUUAUUAUCUGCUCUCUACGUGGAUUCCAGAAAUAUUUUGUUCGGUCCUCGUUGGAAUUCGGAUGUGCCACGUUUCGCUUCUAAUCUAGGAUUCAGCCCAUUAGUACCUGAAAAGGCUUCGGAGAAAAAGGAUACCCAACCUGUUUCAAUUUCUCCUCAAACCGUCCUUCGAGAAGAACCAGUCAUCGAUGACAGCGCUCCCAAGCCACCCGCAACCGUCCCUGAAGCUCAUUUCGAUUGGAACAACAGCGGUUUGACGAAUCCGUUGGAUAAUCAUUCACAUUCAUCUCUACUAGACUUGGAUUUAUUAGCAAGUUUUGAUAUACAUUCGCCAUAUUAUAAGAAUAAUCGUAAAAACGAUAGAACAAAAGGAAGCGGAGCUUCGAGUUCGAAGUACGAAAAUUCAUUGCUAGCUAAAACGCCCAAUCGUAAAGAGCUCAGCGAAGAGGCCAAAGAAAUAUUGAAUAAUUUGCCAAACUUGUACGUUAUGGAGAAGCAAUAUAUUGUUUUUCCAGUUAGUUGAUUUUUAUCCGAUUAACGAUUUUUAAAUUUUGUGUUAUUUUAUUGAUAAAAAUAUUGUCAUCAUA